Molecule: messenger RNA, 1929 nt
Organism: Raphanus sativus (radish)
Lineage: Eukaryota; Viridiplantae; Streptophyta; Magnoliopsida; Brassicales; Brassicaceae
Exons: 5
Coding region: 629-1579 (316 amino acids)
Source: RefSeq, a predicted model, not a curated record
AAGAGAAAGCAAAUCGAUUCUAUUCUAUCUCUCACCUUAUAUAUAUAACCUCGUCUCUGUUUCCUAUCCCGAUACUCCUCUGGUUCUUUCCGAGAAAGUUUAUCGUUUUCCGGGAAAAAUUGUUUUCAUCAUCAAUCAAACAAAAAAAAAACUCUGUUUUGACAAACUGGGUCUUCUCUUUUCUUUGUCAAGUCUGCACUUUUUUCUCAUCUCUUUCGGGUAUCAUCGCAGAGAACUUAUCGAUCGCAACCUUAACCUUGUUUAUCUCGUUUCGAUCAUAAAAACAUACAAAACAACCCGUGAAAUCAGCGCUCUCCACAUAAAUAUAUAUAUUAAAAAAACGACUUUUCUUUCUUCUCCAAGUUAACUCAGCAAAUUUCGUUUUUUUUCUUGAGAAAAAAAGACAAAAAAAAAAGAAAAACAUUUCUUGUCCGUAAAUUGCGUUGCCCUUAAAUUAAGCUGUCCUAACGUCAAAACUGGAACACUCGCUUGCGUGUCUUCCUCUUAAAUUCCCCACCCAUCUCUUUCUUCUCUCGUUCCUCUCUGUUUCUCUCUGUUUUUCAAAGAAGAAUCAAGAAACCCAAUCUCUCUCUUUCUCUCUCUCUCUCUCUCUAGAGACAAAGGAAUCAUGGUGUUUGGAAACGGGUCAAUGAAAAAAUCGAACCUUGACCGCUUCCUUCAUUGCACAACACCUGUAGUGCCUCCCCAAUCUCUCCCCAAGACGGAGGUUAGGAGUUUGAAUCGGAUUUGGCAUCAAUCAGAGAGAGAAAAGGUUGAGUUUUUCAGAUUGAGUGAUCUGUGGGAUUGUUACGAUGAAUGGAGUGCUUAUGGAGCUGGUGUUCCCAUUCGUCUCACUAACGGCGAAUCUCUUGUUCAAUACUACGUUCCUUAUCUCUCUGCGAUUCAGAUCUUCAUCUCUCGCUCUUCACUGAUCCGGUUAAGGGAUGAGUCUGAGUAUGGGGAGAGCGAGACGAGAGAUUCGUUUAGUGAUUCAUAUAGUGAAGAGAGCGAAAGUGAUAAGCUUUCAAGAAGUGCUGCUUCUGAUGAAGGACUUGAGCAUGACGCUAUUCUACAUCCUAACGAUCGUUUGGGCUAUCUUUAUCUUCAACACUUUGAGAGAUCAGCUCCUUAUGCUCGAGUUCCUCUCAUGGAUAAGAUCAAUGAGUUGGCUCGAAGGUACCCUGGAUUGAUGUCGCUGAGAAGCGUAGAUCUUUCCCCGGCGAGCUGGAUGGCUGUAGCGUGGUACCCUAUUUACCAUAUACCAAUGGGAAGGACCAUCAAAGAUUUGUCUACUUGUUUCCUCACUUAUCACACUCUUUCAUCUUCUUUCCAAGAUAUGGAGCCAGAAGAGAAUGGCGGGGAGAAGGAGAGGGCUCGGAAGGAAGGGGAAGGUGUAACUUUGCUUCCUUUCGGGUUAGCCACUUACAAGAUGCAAGGCAAUGUUUGGCUCUCGGAGGACCAUCAUGGUCAAGAUCAAGAACGAGUUCUGUCGCUUCUAAGUGUUGCUGAUUCUUGGCUAAAACAGCUGAGAGUCCAACACCAUGACUUCAACUACUUUUCAAGAAUGGCUCACCGAUGAUUUACAACUGUAGAUUUGUUUUUAUAUAUCUCAUCUCUUUUUUUUUUGUUUUACAUGUUUCUCUCAAGUGAAAAGGAGAUUACUUUUUUUUUCCUUGGUCGCAAUAACCAUGUUUGAAGCAGCAGUAGCGGUUAAGAGGAGGCUCAAACCGCUCACUGAGCCUUUCCUUUAAAGGGGUUGCUGCGUUUUAAGGUGUAGAAUAGGUUUUGUGUCCUAUCUAUGGGAGAUGUCGUAUAUCAUAUGAAAUGUUGAUAAAGAGUGCUUCUUGUUUCUUGAUAACAUUGGGUCUUGUUCUUGUACUUCAGUAACAUUUUAAUGAAAUAGUAAUAACCAUCUGAUUAUCUUUGUAA